Messenger RNA from Purpureocillium takamizusanense, 1037 nucleotides. RefSeq lists its product as uncharacterized. Lineage: Eukaryota; Fungi; Ascomycota; Sordariomycetes; Hypocreales; Ophiocordycipitaceae. Gene Ontology annotation, molecular function: fatty acyl-CoA hydrolase activity. Bases 341 to 868 code for a protein of 175 amino acids. The transcript has 2 exons. The record is from RefSeq and is a predicted model, not a curated record.
AUCAAAGCUUGAGUGUCGAGCCGGCACGCCUGGGCCAGAUGGAGCUCCCCACGCUACGGGGCCGCGGGUGCACUCAACGUGCCUGCAUUCUUCAAUCGGUUUCCUGAAUCUUGCCCGAACUCACAUAUGCAUGCAUCCCAUCUCAGAAGCGUUGCUUGCCGGUUUCAGCACCAGCACCUACGAAUACAUACCGUCAUCGACGUCUUACGAGAGAGAGCCUUGUCAAGUCAUUUUCAUGAGUGCAAUUCUUGGUCAUCACAUAGAUUGAUCUUCGGGCAUUCUCUCCGCUCAUUCUCAUUCUGCAUCUACGUCACCUCACCGACCAAAGGACAUCACAACCAUGUCAAACGGUGACAAGCCCAACAGUGGCGUCUCGGACACCGCCCUCGACUCUCCAGAGGGCAAGAUUCGCGCCUGGCUCAACCUCGACCGUCAUGACGACGGCCGCCUCAAGGCGGGGGACUGGAUGACCGCCCUCGUCCCGUACCUCGACGUCCAGGCUACCUCGGCCGCCCAGCCGCACCCCUCCGUUACCUUCACCUACACCGUCCAGCCCGAUCACUGCAACCGCCUCCAGAGCCUUCACGGCGGCGCCGCCGCCACCCUCUUUGAUUUCUGCACCACCAUGCCCCUCUGCCUCGUCAACCGCCCAGGCUUCUGGCAGUACCUCGGCGUCAGCCGCAGCCUCAACGUCACCUACAUGCGGCCCGCCCGUGCCGGCGACGAGAUCCUCAUCGAGACGCACAUUGUGCAGGUCGGCAAGAAGCUCGCCACGCUGCGCGGCGAGAUGAGGCGCAAAAAGGACGGUCAGCUGCUGAGCAUCUGCGAGCACCUCAAAGUUAACAUCGAUCCCGAUGUCAACUUGUAAGCUGGGCCCCUUUUCAUGAUAAGAAUAUGUGUACAUGCCUUAGAGAGAUGUGGGCGGAGAUAUAGACGUUGGGCUGGCUUGGCUGUCUUUUCGUGCCUAUACACUUAUUACCCAUCACUCGUACAGCAAUAACAAUUAGACGCGACCAGAACCAUGCGAGAUCAAUGGC